AUGUCGACAGCAGACUUCGACCUUCUUUUCAAGGUUCUCCUUAUCGGUGACUCUGGCACAGGUAAAUCCUGCCUUCUUAUCCGUUUCGCCGAAAAUAUCUUUAGCGACAAUUACAUAUCCACAAUCGGUGUCGAUUUCAAGAUCAAAACAAUCAAUGUUGAUGGCAAAACAAUCAAAAUGCAGGUUUGGGAUACAGCUGGUCAGGAGCGCUUCCGCACAAUUACUGCUAGCUACUAUCGUGGCUCAAAUGGUAUCAUUCUUGUAUACGAUGUUACAAACCGUGAUUCCUUUGACCACAUCAACUACUGGAUGAAAGAAAUCGAUCGUCUUGCUGCUCCAGAUGUUUGCCGUCUUAUCGUUGGUAACAAGUCCGAUCUUAGUGAUAAGCGUGUAGUUACAACAGAAGAAGGUCAGUCCCUCGCUCAGCAAUAUGGUGUCUCCUUCCUCGAGACAAGUGCUCUUGGCAAUGCUAAUGUUGAAGAAAUGUUCACAGCUAUGGCUAAGGCUAUGCGCAAGAAACAAGGCGCUACAAGUGGUGGCGAGAAUGGUGGCAAUGCUGUUCCACUCAAGCCAGCCAAGAAGGUUGAGGGCGAGUCCGGAUGCGCUUGCUAA
Messenger RNA from Trichomonas vaginalis G3, 612 nucleotides. Its product is annotated as small Rab GTPase Rab1b. Gene Ontology annotation, molecular function: GTP binding; GTPase activity. The transcript has a single exon. The record is from RefSeq and is a predicted model, not a curated record. Gene Ontology annotation, biological process: protein secretion; regulation of exocytosis. Lineage: Eukaryota; Parabasalia; Trichomonadida; Trichomonadidae. Bases 1 to 612 code for a protein of 203 amino acids.